Molecule: messenger RNA, 1613 nt
Organism: Peromyscus californicus insignis
Lineage: Eukaryota; Metazoa; Chordata; Mammalia; Rodentia; Cricetidae
Product: leukocyte immunoglobulin-like receptor subfamily B member 3A
Exons: 7
Coding region: 165-1613 (482 amino acids)
Biological process (GO): cytokine-mediated signaling pathway
Molecular function (GO): inhibitory MHC class I receptor activity
Source: RefSeq, a predicted model, not a curated record
CAAAAGCCACUUGCCUAGAAAGAGCAGUUCCUGUUUUUGCAAGGACUGCCUGUAUAACAUACUCUUGACAAGGAGGCACCAUACUGCACAGGCAAUAUACUUUGUGUCUGUUCUUUUGGCAAGAGGACGAACCAUCUGCAAACUUUUGACAACUGGAAGAUGCUAUGAUCCCCACCCUCAUAGUUCUGCUUUGUCUUGGACUGAGUCCUGGCCCCAGGAACCAAGUGCUGGCAGGGGGCCUCUCAAAACCCACACUCAGAGCUGUGCCAAGUAAUGUGGUAACCAUUGGGAAGCAGGUAACUCUACUUUGUGAAGGUCCCUUAGAUGCCCAAGAAUACCAUUUCUAUAAAGAAGGUAAGCCACAUUCCCAGGUACCAACAGCUCAUGAAGACACUGAAAAAAAGGACAAGAUCUUUAUCUCAUCCAUUAAAAGUAAUGAUGCAGGCCAAUAUCACUGUUAUUAUAAAAGCCCUGCUGGCAUAUCAGAACACAGUGAAACCCUGGAGCUCGUGGUGACAGGUUUCUAUAUCAAACCAACCCUGUCUGCACUGCCAAACCCUGUUGUAGCCUUAGGAGGAUCUGUGACGCUCUCAUGUAUCUCACAUCAGGGAUACAAUAGGUUCAUUUUAAUUAAGGACAAGCAGUUCUCCAGCUCCAUGGACUCACAAUAUGUAUAUGAUGGGCUGUCUCCAGCCAGAUUUGAAGUGGGUCCCAUCACUCUCAGAGAAAGAUGGAGUUUCAGAUGCUAUGGUUAUCAUGCAAGCAACCCUCAAGUGUGGUCAGAAGGUAGUGACAUCCUGGAGCUUCUCGUCUCAGGGACGCUCCAGAAAACCAGCAUCUGGGCUGAGCCAGGCUCUGUGAUCACCUCAGGGAAUCCUGUGACAAUCUGGUGUGAGGGAACUAAGGAAACUCAAAUAUAUUUCCUGUAUAAAGAAGGAAGCGCAGCACCCUGGGGUAGAUUGACUGCACCAGUACCUGAUCACAAGGCCAAGUUUUCCAUCCCAUCCAUGAGAGAGUAUAAUGCAGGACGAUAUAGCUGUUACAGUUACAAUUCUGCUGGGUGGACACAGCAGAGUGACACCCUGGAGCUGGUGAUGACAGGUGUCUACAACAAACCCACCCUGUCUGCACUGCCAAACCCUGUUGUAGCCUUAGGAGGAUCUGUGACCCUUUCAUGUACCACAAAUCAGAGAUAUGAUGGGUUUGUUUUAAUUAAGGAUGAGCAGAUCUACAGCUCCAUGGACUCACAAUAUGUAUAUGAUGGCCAUUCUUCAGCCAGAUUCCAAGUGGGUCCCAUCACUCUCAGAGAAAGAUGGCGUUUCAGAUGCUAUGGUUAUCAUGCAAGCAAGCCUCAAGUGUGGUCAGAAGGUAGUGACAUCCUGGAGCUUCUAGUCUCAGGGACCCUCCAGAAACCCAGCAUCUGGGCUGAGCCAGGCUCUGUGAUCACCUCAGGGAAUCCUGUGACAAUCUGGUGUGAGGGAACCAUGGAGACUCAAAUAUAUUUCCUGUAUAAAGAAGGAAGCCCAGCACCCUGGGGCAGAUUGACUGCACCAGUACCUGAUCACAGGGCCAAGUUUUCCAUCCCAUCCAUGACAGAGUAUAAUGCAGGAUGA